CGGCGGGCGGCCUUCGGAGCGCGAAGAGCCGGAGCCGGGGACCGCCUCUGUUCAAGCGCCACUUGCGGGCUUCCCGGGGGAGAGGAGCGUUUGGCGCUGCCGGGAAGCCGCCUAGUUAGCGGGAGCUCUACCGCCAAGGUUGCCCGGGAUCGCAGGCGUCGACUCACCCCAAAGCGAGGGGGUGCUGUGGCCUCCGGUGCUCCCGGGGACCCGCCGGCCAGCCCGCUGAGUCUCAGCUCAGAAGAAGGAUGGAGCAGACACCCUGGUCACACAGCGUGUCUGCCAUGAAGAUGAGCUCCACGACGGAGAGAUGCUGGAAGUCGAGGUGGCCGGAUACCCCGUGCUGCUGUUGAGGGAAGGCCUGGUCAUCCGAGCGCUGGGCGGCCGAUGCCCUCAUGCUGGAGCUGCCCUCUGCAAAGGCUACUUGGCAAAGGGCCGGUUGCGUUGCCCCUGGCAUGGUGCCUGCUUCAGCACCGAGACUGGUGACAUUGAAGAAUAUCCCACCUUGGACUGUCUGCCUGUUUUCCAAGUAACUGUGGAGGAGGGGCAAGUGUAUAUUUCAGCCAGGAUGAAGGAUCUUGAAAGCAGCCGCAGAGUGAAGCCCAUGGCCAGAGAGUGCCAGCUGGACCCCCAGACUGUUCUGCUGCUAGGAGCAGGCCCGGCAGCCCUGACCUGCGCUGAAACUCUUCGGCAAGAGGGCUUCACUGGCAGGAUCGUCAUGGCCACCUGGGAGAACCACCUUCCCUAUGACAAGACAAAGUUAACCCAGGACUUGGGGGCCCCAGCGGAGAGCCUGUAUCUCCGAAGUCAGAGUUUCUUGGAUGCCCACGACAUCGAAGUCUGGAAGCAGAGUGAGGUGGUGUCUCUGGAUCCUGCAGGCAAAAUGGCCCGCUUCCGGGACGGGACAUCCCAGGCAUACAGCAGCCUGCUGAUUGCCACAGGCAGCAGCCCUCGGAAGCUCCAAUGCCCAGGCUGCAGCCUGGAGAAUGUCCGCAUGCUCCUCACCCCUGAAGAUGCCAACCGGAUCUUGGCCUUGGCCCUGGGCAAGACCGUCGUGAUUGUAGGAGCCUCUUUCAUUGGGAUGGAGGUGGCGGCCAGCCUGGUUGGCAAAGCAGCCCAGCUACAGGUGGUGGAAAGAGAAGAACUGCCCUACCUGCUGACCCUGGGAGGUCAGGUGGGCACCGUGGCCAUGAAGAUGCUCCAAGCCCAGGGAGUUCAGUUCCACAUGAAGGUAGAUGUGGCCCAGAUGCAGGGCGAAGAUGGGAAGGUCACCGGCGUUGUUCUUAGCAACGGUUCUGUUCUCCCUGCUGAUUUGGUGGUAGUGGGCAUCGGCGUCACUCCAAAUACCAGUUUUAUCCAGGGAAGCUCCAUCCGGCUUGACCGUGGAGGUGCCAUCCAGGUGGACCUGUUCAUGCAGACCAGCGCCCCGUCUGUCUUUGCUGCUGGGGAUGUGGCCUCCUUUCCCGUGGCUCUGUUUGGUGGGAAGUCUGCGUCCAUCUAUCACUGGCAGAUUGCCCAAGCCCACGGACACGUGGCGGCCCUGAACAUGUUGCACAGGCAGAAGCCGCUCCACACGGUGCCCUUCUUCUGGACCAAGCUGCAGUCAAAGAGCAUCCGCUACGCAGGCUACGGGACGGGCCACACGGAGACUGUGCCAAAAGGUGAACUGGGCCAGGAGAGGUUCCUCCUUUUCUAUCUCAGGGAUGGCUGGGUGACUGCAGUGGCCAGCCUGAACUUUGACCCCCUGGUGGCCAUGGUGGCCGAGAGCCUGUACUCUGGGAAAUGCAUCUCCAAGCAGGAGGCAGAGUCCAUGACAGAGGAGAAGGAGCUGCCGAAGGAAGAGCCGCCCCAAUAGUCUGCCUCAUCGCUUGGGGGGUCACAGGCAGAAGCACCCUUUUGUCGGGCUGAAAUAAACCGAGAACAAGAAAA
Messenger RNA from Pantherophis guttatus, 1929 nucleotides. Its product is annotated as apoptosis-inducing factor 3-like. Gene Ontology annotation, molecular function: oxidoreductase activity, acting on NAD(P)H; 2 iron, 2 sulfur cluster binding. The record is from RefSeq and is a predicted model, not a curated record. Lineage: Eukaryota; Metazoa; Chordata; Lepidosauria; Squamata; Colubridae. Gene Ontology annotation, cellular component: cytoplasm.